This is a messenger RNA of Theileria annulata, 273 nucleotides long. RefSeq lists its product as uncharacterized. Lineage: Eukaryota; Apicomplexa; Aconoidasida; Piroplasmida; Theileriidae. Bases 1 to 273 code for a protein of 90 amino acids. The transcript is spliced from 3 exons. The record is from RefSeq and is a predicted model, not a curated record.
AUGGAUUCCACAGAUGGAGACACCAAUAAGGCUUCAGAGAAUAAGGAAAUGACAGAUGUAUCUUCGCAUUUCCAAAUAUUCGACGAGCCUGAUGAUGAAUUGGAGGAAUUCGAUGAAAUCGAAAAUAUAGUCACUGUUGAUGAUCCCGAGAUAGCAGAUUGGAACGAGGAUUGGGAGACUGCCGGAUGGGACGAUGAGGACGCAGAGAGUGAUUUUGUUAAGAAAAUAUUACAAGAACUGGAAAAUUAUCGUAAAUCACACAAUAAUAAUUAA